This is a messenger RNA of Ctenopharyngodon idella (grass carp), 10935 nucleotides long. Its product is annotated as titin. The transcript is spliced from 127 exons. Gene Ontology annotation, cellular component: membrane; sarcoplasmic reticulum. The record is from RefSeq and is a predicted model, not a curated record. The coding region runs from base 297 to 8984 and encodes 2895 amino acids. NCBI's taxonomy places the organism in Eukaryota, Metazoa, Chordata, Actinopteri, Cypriniformes, Xenocyprididae. Gene Ontology annotation, molecular function: signaling receptor binding.
CUAAAUUACCCGCACCUAUUUGCUGCGCCCCCUGCCUGAGCCUGAACUACCCUGUUUAUGUCCCUGACCUAACAUCCCAUUCUCCCACAGCCAUGAUCCCAAAUCCGGCACUUUGAAAACCCUCAUCCCACUUUUCUCACAAGAUUGUGAGGUUUCACCCGUGGAUUGGAUGGGGACGACAAAGAGGAACAUCAUUUCCUGAGUGGGAUUUAACAUCAACUGGGUGAAACCAGCAAAAUAAGAUUACACAAGCAAAAUCAAGGGACAUUCAGUUGAAGAACCACCAGAACUACACCAUGGCUCAGGCAACUAAAGGUCCAGUGAAGUCCAUCCCUCCCACUGCUGUAGAUGCUCCGGCUAGGACUGUGCAUCCAGUCUCUCUUAUGGCUGGGACCCAUGGAAUUUUACGAAUCAUGAAUCGCCCGGCACAAUGGGUGGUCAUCAUCACACUUCUGAUCUCUUGGUCAAUAGCAGGUGUUGUCAUGUUUGACUUUGUCAGUGACGAUCAGAUUGCAAGCAUCCAGGAUUUUGGUUCUGACCCAGUGCUAGCAGUGAACAAGGCCAUUGAAGGGAUUGAAAACAAGAUAAACCACAUGAACAAUAUGUUUAAUGAUGCUCAUGAGUACAUAACUGAAAUAAUAUUUAAUCCGAGGGACGCUAUUAAUUUAGCAGCAGAUUCAUCUGUGUCUUAUCUGACAGGAAUAUUUAGUGCCGAUGGAGAUACAGGAAUCACUGAAACAGUGAAAUAUGGUGGCACUGUACUGGAUGAGGUUACAGAAUGGAUCAGAUCCCCAGUGGGCUACUUAUUCCACUUAUUUGAAGACACCCUGGAUAUAGCGAUUACUCCAGUGGAUAUGGUCAGUGAAGCUGUUGUGCAAAUUUUAAGUGGGAUCAAGACCAUUAUCCAGUAUUUUUCAACCAUGUUCGGGGGCAUUGAAGGGUAUACAGGCAUCACUGAAACAGUGAAACUUGGUGGCACUGUAUUGGAUGAGGUUACAGAAUGGAUAAGAUUCCCAGUGGGUUACUUAUUCCACUUAUUUGAAGACAUCCUGGAUGUAGCGAUCAUUUAUCCAGCAGACAUGGUGAGUGAAGCAGGUCUGCAAAUUUUAAAUCGGAUCAAGACCAUUUCUUCAACCAUAUUCGGGUACCUUGAAGCUUGGUUUCCCAAAAUGAGCACUGAUCCCACGGAACUGGCUGAAAUUGUUGUAGAGGAGGCCACAGACGUAAAGACCACUGUCUCUAAUUACCUUUCCAGUCUAUUUGCAGGGGAUGAAGGUGGUAUUUCUGACAUUAGCUUUGAUCCCAUGAAAGUUGUCACAGACACUGUUGAGGAGUUUGCUGACAGGAGGGAUAUGUUCUUGGCCUACCUCUCAAACAUGCUCAUGGAAGACAAAGAUGAGACACCACAAGUAAUAAGACGAAAAGGAGAAUUUCUGCCACCUAUGGAAAAAGUUGCAGAAAUACUAGGCAAAAAACAGGACCCUGCCUAUGCUGCCUACAUUGCUGUGAGAUCCACAGUGAAGGAGACCGACAGCACUAAAUGGGAAAUAAAAGAGGUUGAGGAGGAACAUGGUGAGGUGGAAGCUGCUGAAGAUAAAACUAAAAAAGCUCAAGCCAUCUUGGACGUUACAGAGGAGGAUGAAACAGCUGUGGACAACACUGAUAUCACAGUUGAAGACAUGGAAAUGUCCUCCGAUGUCAUGGAGGAGGGAAAAACUACUGGAACAGUUGAAGAUAUUGCAGGUGUUACAGACGAGAAACCGUAUAUGCCAGAAGUUAUAGAUGAGAAAACAGCAGUUGAAGAUAUCUCUGAUUUUGCAGUGGAUGAAUCAACUGAAAUUACCUCUGAUGCUUUAGAUUUGAAGGACAGUGAUGAUAUCUCAGAUGUAGUUGCAGAGGAGGAAGAAGUUACUGUAAAGGUUGACGAUAUUGAAGAUGUUAGAGAGGUGGAAACUUUUGAUAUGCCAGAUGUCAUAGAUGAGGAAAUGGCAACUCAAAAGUUUGAGGAUAUCUCUGAUUUUGCAGAGGAUGAAUUACUUGAAAUAACCUCUAAUGCUACAGAUGAGAAGGACAGUGACGAUACCUCAGAUGUUGUUACAGAGGAGGAAGAAGUUACUGAAACGAUUGAAGAUAUUGAAGAUGUUACAGAGGUGGUACCUUCUGAUGUGCCAGAUGUCAAAGAUGAGGAAACAGCAACUGAAAAAUUUGAAGAUAUCUCUGAUUUUGAUGUAGAUGAAUCAACUGAAAUUACCUCUGAUGCUACAGAUGUGAAAGACAUCAACGAUAGCUCAGAUGUUGUUACAGAGGAGGAAGAAGUUACUGAAACGAUUGAAGAUAUUGAAGAUGUUACAGAGGUGGAACCUUCUGAUGCGCCAGAUGUCAAAGAUGAGGAAACAGCAACUGAAAAAAUUGAAGAUAUCUCUGAUUUUGAUGUAGAUGAAUCAGCUGAAAUUACCUCUGAUGCUACAGAUGUGAAAGACAUCAACGGUAGCUCAGAUGUUGUUACAGAGGAGGAAAAAGUCAUUGAAACUUUUGAAGAUAUUGUAGAUGUUGCAGAGGUGGAGCCUUCUGAUAUGCCAGAUGUCUUAGAUGGGGAAACAGCAACUCAAAAGUUUGAAGAUAUCUCUGAUUUUACAGAGGAUGAAUCAACUGAAAUAACCUCUGAUGCUACAGACAUUGAUGUUUCCUCAGAUGAUGCAGUUACAGAGGAGAAAGAAACAACUGAAGAACCAGCAAUCAAAACAGCAGAAGAUAGUUUCGAUGUUACAACCAAAAUUGAAUCAGAUAAUACAGAUGAAAAGGAAGUUGAAGAUGUCCCCAGUGUUACAGAGGAGGGUGAAGAGUCUGAAACAGUUAAAGAUACUUCAGAUGUCAUAGAUGAGGAAGAAGAACCUGAAACAGAUGAAGAAAUCAUCAUCACAGAUGAAACAGCUGAAAUUGCACAAGAAGCACAAGAAGAUGAUCAGCCACCUGAAUUGGCUGAAGCUACUCCAGAUACCAUCUGUGUGAAAGAAAAGGAGGAAGCAGCAGAACUUGUUGAUGGUUUAGAAGUGGAAGCCAAGGAGGAGAAGGAAGAUGUUGCAAUUGCUGAUCAUGAAAAGAGCACAAAGGACCUGGAGAAUGAGGUAGAUGAAGAUGAGGUUGAGGUUUUAAAAGAGGAGAUUGAAGAGUCUGAUCAAACUAUCCUGGUAACCACUGCUGGUGAAGAUGACCCUAAUGAAGAAGAGGAGCAGAAGCUUGUCCUUCUUACUGUCCAACAUGACCUCUCAGACAGAGAUGAUGAAAAUAACAAUAACAACGACAGGAAGAGAGAUGCCAUAAAAAGAGGCCUGAGCAGGAGGAAAAAAUCCGAUAGUCAUUCCAUUGAAACAGACGACCAAGAAGCGCACAAGGAUCUUCAUGAAGAGUCUGACAAAGUUCUUGAACAAGUGAAAGAAGCCAAAGAGAAAAAAGCUAGAGAGGAGAUAUACAAAAUCAUUCAAGAUAUGAGGGAAAAGAAGGGCGAAGGUGAAGAGGAAGAGAUAACACUACAACAAAUAAACAUAACAGUAGAAAAAGUCCGAAAAAAAGCAAAAGAACAUGACAAAAAGGAGAUAGAAAAGGUUAAAAGAAAAGAAAAAGUGGUCAAGACUCAAGAACCAACAGAAAAGGACACCAAGAAAAAACCUGUCAAAAAGGUCAAGGUGACUAAAGUGGAUGAGGAACCCCCUCUAAAAAAGAAGAAAUCUGGACCUGAGAAAAAGGUUAAACCAGCAAAGAAAGAAGCCGAACCUGUGAAACAAAAAGUGAAGGCUGUGAAAAUUUCUAAAGAGGAUGUUACUAAGAAGGUGGCCAAAGCUAAAGAUGUUGAGAUUGCCAAGGACAAAACCAAAGCAGUCCAUGUAAAGACAGAAGCUGAAGCCAAAAAAGAGACCAAACCAGCACCAUCUAAGAAAGUGGUUGUUGUUGCUAAAGAAAAGGAUGAAGCAGCCCCUGUAAAGAAAGAGCCUAAAGUUACAAAAGAAAAAGCCAAAACAGCUCUUUCAAAGAAAGAGGCUAAAGUUGUGAAGGAGAAACCUAAACCACAUCCUGGAAAGAAAGAUGUCAAGGAAAAGGCAAAAGCAGCUCCAAAAGAAAAAGUUGCUAAGACUGUCAAGGAAAAGGCUAAGCCAGUAAAGAAAGAACCUGAGGUUACAAAAGAAAAGGUCCAACCUGCACCUUCAAAGAAAGCUGAAGUUCCUAAGGAAAAAGCUAAACCUGUGAAGAAAGCUGAAGUCAAAGAUAAAUCACCAGCACCUGUUAAAAAAGUAGCUAAAGUUCCUGUUGAAAAAGUAAAACCAGCUCCCUUAAAGAAAGAGCCAGAGAUUUCCAAAGUGAAGGCCAAACCAGAGCCCUCGAAGAAAGAUACUGCAGAAGUUAAAGAAAAAGCAAUACCAGCUCAGGUUAAAAAAGCAGCUGUAGAGAAAGAAAAACCUGUCCCUGUGAAAAAAGAGGAUGAAGCCCCCAAGGAGAAAGAUAAAGAGGCUAAAGCUCCCAAGGACAAAACUAAACCGGCCCUUUUGAAGAAAGAGCCUGAUGUUUCUAAGGAGAAAAAAACAGCAACUGCCAAGAAAGAGCCUGCAGUUGCAGAUGAGAAAGUAAAACUGGUACCUUCAAAGAAAGAUACUGAAGCUACUAAGGAGAAAAUUAAAUCAGCCCCAGUUAAGAAAGAGCCUGAGGUUUCCAAAGAAAAAGCUAUGCCAGAGCCUUCAAAGAAAGAGGUUGAAGCUGUUGAGAAGGUAAAACCAGCACCGGCUAAAAAAGAGGAUAAAGUUACCAAGGAGCCAGCUAAACCUGUGACUAUUGAGAAAGACGAUGAAGUUGUUAAAAUGAAGGAAAAAGCAGCUCCUGCAAAGAAAGAGGCUGAAGAUAUUAAAAAGGCAAAACCAGGUCCUCCAAAAAAAGAGCCUGAAAUGAUUAAAGAGGAGAAACCUCCAAAAAAAGAAGCUGUAAAAGAAAAACCUAAACCUGAUUCUGUAAAGAAAGAACCUGAAGUUCCAAAAGAGAAAGCAAAACCUGAACCUUCCAAAAAAGAGGCAGAAGUUGCCAAGGACAAACGUAAACCUGUUGCUGUGAAGAAAGAACCUGCUGUUGCAGUUGAAAAGGCAAAAGCAAAACCUGCACCAAAGAAAGAGACUGAAAUUACCAAAGAGAAAGCUAAAGCAGAACCUCCACAGAAAGAACCUGAGAUAACCAAAGAAAAACCCAAGCCAACAAAGAAAGAGGCUGAAGUCAUCAAGGAGGAAGCUAAACCAGCCCCUGAGAAGAAAGAGUCUAAAGUCAUCAAGGAAAAAGCUAAACCAGUUCCUGUAAAGAAAGAGGCUGAAGUCAUCAAAGAGGUUAAACCAGCCCCUGAGAAGAAAGAGGCUGAAGUCAAGGACAAACCAGCUCCUGUAAAGAAAGAGCCUGACGUUUUCAAAGAGAAACCAGCACCUCCAAAGAAAGUCGAGGUUCUGAAGGAAAAGGUCAAACCAGUUCCUGAAAAGGAAGCACCUGAAAUAACCAAAGAAAAACCAAAGCCAGCACCAAAGAAAGAGGCUGAAGCCAUCAAGGAGAAAGCUAAACCAGCCCCUGAAAAGAAAGAGGCUGAAGUCAUUAAGGAGAAAACUAAACCAGCCCCUGAGAAGAAAGAGGCUGAAGUUAAAGCAGCUCCUGUUAAGAAAGAGUCUGAAGCUGCUAAAGAAAAGGCACCUGAACCAAAACCAGAACCCACUAAGAAAGUUGAGGUUCUAAAGGAAAAGGAUAAAACAGUCCCUGAAAAGAAAGCAGCACCUGAAAUAACUAAAGAAAAACCCAAGCCUGUACCAAAGAAGGUGGCUGAAGUCAUUAAAGAGAAAGCUAAACCAGCCCCUGAGAAGAAAGAGGCUGAAGUCAAAGAAAAAGUUAAACCAGCCCCUGAGAAAAAAGAGGUUGAAGUCAAGGAGAAAGCAAAACCAGCUCCUGUAAAGAAAGAAACUGAAGUCAUCAAAGAAAAAGCCAAACCAGCCCCUGAGAAGAAAGAGGCUGAAGUCAUCAAGGAGAAAGUUAAACCAGCUCCUGUAAAGAAAGAGGCUGAAGUCAUCAAGGAGAAAGCUAAACCAGCCCCUGAGAAGAAAGAGGCUGAAGUCGUUAAGGAGAAAGCUAAACCAGCCCCUGAGAAGAAAGAGGCUGAAGUCGUCAAGGAGAAAGUUAAACCAACUCCUGUAAAGAAAGAGCCUGAAGUUGUAAUAGAAAAGGCUCCUGAAACAAAACCCAAAAAAGAGCCUGAAGUUACUAAAGAGAAAGCUAAACCAGCUCCUGUAAAGAAAGAGCCUGAAAUUUCUAAAGAAAAGGCACCUGAACCAACAAAGAAAGAACCUGAGAUAAUUAAAGAAAAACCCAAGCCAACACCAAAGAAAGAGGCUGAAGUCAUCAAGGAGAAAGCUAAACCAGCCCCUGAGAAGAAAGAGGCUGAAGUCAUCAAGGAAAAGGCUAAACCAGCCCCUGAGAAGAAAGAGGCUGAAGUCAUCAAGGAGAAGGUUAAACCAGCUCCUAUAAAGAAAGAGCUUGAAGUUGCUAAAGAAAAGGCUCCUGAAACGAAACCCAAAAGAGAGCCUGAAGCUGUCAAAGAGAAAUCUAAACCAGCCCCUAAGUUGAAAGAGGCUGAAGUCAUUAAGGAAAAAGCCAAACCAGCCCCUGAGAAAAAAGAGGAAGUUAAACCAGCUCCUGUAAAGAAAGAGCCUGAAGUUGCUAAAGAAAAGGCACCUGAACCAAAACCAAAAAAAGAGCCUGAAGCUGUCAAGGAGAAAGCUAAACCUGCCACUAAGAAGAAAGAGGCUGAAAUCAUCAAGGAAAAGGUUCAGCCAGCUCCCAUAAAGAAAGAGCCGGAGGUUCCUAAAGAAAAGGCACCUGAACCUGCAAAGAUAGUACCUGAGAAAACUAAAGAAAAACCAAAGCCAGCACCAAAGAAAGAAGCUGAAGUUGUCAAAGAAAAAGUAAAACCAGCCCCUGUGAAAAAAGAGGCUGAAGUCAUUAAAGGGAAAGUUAAGCCAGCCCCUGAGAAGAAAGAGGCUGAAGUCAAGGAGAAAGCUAAACCAGCCCUUGAGAAGAAAGAGGCUGAAGCCAUCAAGGAGAAAGUUAAACCAGCUCCUGUAAAGAAAGAGCCUGAAGUUUCUAAAGAAAAGGCUCCUGAACCAAAACCAAAAAGAGUAGCUGAAGUCAUCAAAGAGAAAGUAAAACCAGCCCCUGAAAAGAAAGAGGCUGAAGUCAAGGAGAAAGCUAAACCAGCCCCUGAGAAGAAAGAGGCUGAAGUCAUCAAGGAGAAAGUUAAACCAGCUCCUGUAAAGAAAGAGCCUGAAGUUUCUAAAGAAAAGGCUCCUGAACCAAAACCCAAAAGAGAAGCUGGAGUCAUCAAAGAGAAAGUAAAACCAGCCCCUGAGAAGAAAGAGGCUGAAGUCAAGGAGAAAGCUAAACCAGCCCCUGAGAAGAAAGAAGCUGAAGUCAUCAAGGAAAAAGUUAAACCAGCUCCUGUAAAGAAAGAGCCUGAAGUUUCUAAAGAAAAGGUUUCCAAACCAAAACUAAAAAUAGAGGCUGAAGUCAAGGAGAAAGCUAAACCAGCCCCUGAGAAGAAAGAGGUCGAAGUCAUCAAGGAGAAAGUUAAACCAGCUCCUAUAAAGAAAGAGCCUGAAGUUUCUAAAGAAAAGGCUCCUGACCCUAAACCCAAAAGAGAAGCUGGAGUCAUCAGAGAGAAAGUAAAACCAGCCCCUGAGAAGAAAGAGGCCGAAAUCAUCAUGGAGAAACCCAAGUCAGCUCUUGAGAAGAAAGAAGCCGAAGUCAUCAAAAAGAAAGUUAAACUAGCUCCUGAAAAAAAAGCACCUGAGAUACCUAAAGAAAAGCCAAAGCCAGCACCAAAGAAAGAGGCUGAAGUCAUCAAAGAUAAAGCUAAACCAGCCCCUGAGAAAAAAGAGGCUGAAAUCAUCAAGCAAGUUAAACCAGCUCCUGUAAAGAAAGAGCCUGAAGUUCAUAAGGAAAAGGCACCUGAACCAGUGCCAGAACCUACAAAGAAAGUCAAGGUUCCCAAGGAAAAGGCAAAACCAGUCCCUGAAGAAAAGGAACCUGAAAUAACAAAAGAAAAGCCUAAGCCAGCACCAAAGAAAGAAGCUGUAGUCAUCAAAGAAAAGGCUAAACCAGCCCCCCUGAAGGAAGAGGCUGUAGUCAUCAAAGAGAAAGUAAAACAAGCCCCCGAGAAGAAAGAGGCUGAAGUCAUCAGGGAGAAAGCUAAACCAGCCCCUGAGAAGAAAGAGGCUGAAGUCAUCAAGGAGAAAGUUUUGCGCGCUCCUGUAAAGAGAGUGCCUGAAGUCGCUAAAGAAAAGCCAGAACCAAAAAAAGAUGAUGUUGGUCUUAUUGGUCUGGACGUGGAGCUCCUGAACUCCAUCAACCAAAAACUGUCUCUUCUGGAUUUACUGAGGAAGGACAUUGGUGAAAUGAGAAGUGAUCUGGAGUCCACUCAAAAUCAAAUUACACUUUUACGAACGGACAACAGAACAAUCAAAGAGCCGGAGACUGUCGGUGUGAAAGUAAAACCAGUGGUCUCCAAGGAAAGAGCCAAAAAAGAUCGUGAUGCUCUGAUGAACGUUACUAAGGUAGCACAUAUUAAAACAGAACGUGCUGCAUUGAAAAACAUCACUAAACCAGCACCUGCAAAGAAAGACAAAGAGGCUCCAAAAGCUAAGAUCAGACCAGAGCCCAAAAAGAAAGAAAUCACCCGUGAAAAAGUCAAAGAAGUAAAGAAACCUUUACUGAAAGAACCUGAGAAGGUCAAAGAAAAAGUAGUCCAGCCAACUGAGAAAGAAGCUGUCAUAGACAAGGAAGUAAAAGGAGAAGAACCUGAUGUCACCAAAGAUAUUCCAGAGAUAGAGGAGGAGGACAUUCCCUACUUCCAGUGUUUCUUUGUGGAUGAGGAUGAUACUCAGUAUCCGUUCUUCCCCUUUUCACCACCGCUGUGGUGAGUCCAGCCAAACCUCGGAGUCUGACGUUAAACAACAUGGCAAAGCCUGUGGAGGACAGACCUCUGAAGAAUGAGGAACCUGCUAAUGUAAUGCAGCGUAGAGGUUCACAGUAGGUCCUACAACAUUACACCAACCACGACCUAGAAAACUGAAAGAGAUUUGAGUUACUUCCUGGAUUUCAAAAAGAGGUUGCAAACAUUGCACUAAGUAUUAUCUUAAGGCUAUUGAUCUUUUAAUUGAUACCAUGGAUUUGAGUAUAGUUUGUCCAGACAGCACUGACAGGAAGUAAUGAAACGACUUUCUUCCUUUCUGAACACUGCAGUGGGGUUCAGGAUACUAAGAUCAUACAAUCUUUUAUAUACAAGGUACAUUACCUCAUUUUGAUGGGGUGCUAAUUCUCAAAGCAUUCCACUGUGUUUUCUGUCAGGAAGGGAGAAAUAGAUCAAGAAAUAUGGAAACAAAUAUUUUAUGUAUAUUUUCUUAGUAAUACCGUUUACUAAACCGUUUACAGACGUAACAACUGCACUGAGAAAUAAGGGCUUUGGACAGUAAGCUCAGUUCCUCUGAAUGUAUAGAUAUUUUUAUUUAUUUUUUAUUAUUUAUUUUAUUAUUUUAUUUUUCCGUACAUUUUAUUUUAUAUAUAAUUUGCCAAACAUGUUUAUAAAUCUAUACUUCAGGCUCUAUAAAACAAAUGUUUUGUUCAGUGCUCUGUAUAAAUGAACACACUGGAUUUUGCAUAAAGAAAUGAAACUAAACAUUAGUGCUAAAUCCAGGAAAAUGUAUUAAACAUCAAAGAAACUGCAUUGUUUUAAUCCACGCAAAUGCGUGCCUUUUUUUACAAUUGCAAACAUCGCAUUUCUCCACAGAACAUUAAUAGUUUAUGUAAGUAAAAAUGUGGGUGUUUUUGCAAUAUUACAUGGAUAGACCUACCUAAUAAAGAAGAGCCAAUUAAAUGGCAUUCUAAUUGUGUUAUAAAAAUAGUCUGUAUUGCACAUUAUACUCAUACAGACAUUUUUUUUUCAGUAUAUGGGAUAAAAUUCUGUGCCAGAUGAAAUGUGUUGCAUGUAAGCACAGUGUUUCUCAGCACUGCCCCUGGUGGAUCCCUGGCACUGCACCUAAUUGUCAUCAGCUCAUUAGCAGAGCUCUCCUUUACUUGAUUUAAUGGUGUUAGUGAGUGUUUAAUAGUGUGUACUAAUGAGACUCCUAAAGUGUGCUGUGCCAGUAGGCCACCCUGGAGCCAUUUCUUUUACUGCCACAAUAUUUUCUGCUGGAGUUCAGCAUGUGGCUCCAUAGAGGAUAAACUCAUGUCUGUACAAAGAUCUUCAUAAGUAUGUGAUGAUUUUUUUUUUUUUCUCUGAUGUACAGAAACCUGUACAAAUGCGUAUUAUAGCAGUACUCAGUUGUAACAGAAAUAGGUCUUUUUUGGACUUACUUUAACAAUAGUGGAUUAUGGGCUUGUUGGCGUGUUUUCAUGCAAACUCUGCAGCAAUUAAUAACUUGCAGUUUUCCAUAGUUCAAAUAUAGUUCUUUGCAUAGUGUUACUUUUAAAUCUAAUUAAAAUGUUUCUUAAAGAUAAUAGUUUUGCAUGAUGUUUGCGUGAAUUUUAUUGUUUAAAAACAUGUAUCUAAACCAGACCAUAUUUAAUUUGUUUUUGUAAUUGGAAUUAUAUAAUUUCUCAUGUAAUAUUGUGGGGGUUCUUUUUGUCUUUUGCAUGGAUUUUGUGGUCAGAUAUUCAAAAUGCAAAGAAAAUUAACUAGCCAAGUUGUGAACUGUAUUAAUAUGUACAUUCUCUGUAAAAGUUAUAGCCAUAAACUGAUUUAUAAAGCUAUCAAAAGAAUCAACAAUAUGGUCACCUUUCAAAAAAAGAGCCCUGCUUGCAACUGUAAAUGCCGAUUGAACUGUAAUACAGUACAAUACAACUUAAAAGAAAUAAAUGCUUGCAAUAAUCAAA